Messenger RNA from Sclerotinia trifoliorum, 2180 nucleotides. Lineage: Eukaryota; Fungi; Ascomycota; Leotiomycetes; Helotiales; Sclerotiniaceae. The record is from the annotation of a GenBank genome assembly.
GUGAAGUAGGUACUGUGCCUCCAACUGGCAUUUCUUCAAUGACUUUGAAGAAUCUCAUCUCGGUGGAUUGUUCCCAAACCAGGACAUUGCAUUGAAGAUAUCCAUUAACCUCAACCCUGGUAUUAGCCAUGUCCCUAUCAUCCUCUUUGUGCAACCUCGAUGGGCCAGACUCCAGCUACUAAUCGCUGAUAAUAAUUCAACAUGCCGCUAAUCCGUACUACCGUCUCUACCUUCUCUACCUCUCUUUCAUUACUGCAAUCACAUUUUUCCGUUAUGGCUCAAGUACCCGCUAUUGCUCCACCUGCUGGACAUAUUGCUUUUGGCAGGGAUGAAACACUUUGGAAAUGGAAUGUGCUUUGCAUCUGUGUAUGCCUUUCUUUCACAACUAUAGGAUUUCUACUCAGAACCUAUGUUCGAGCAUGUAUUAGACGAGAAUGGGCUUGGGAGGAUUGUAUGUUUGCCUUCCCGUACAAUAUGCAAUUUUGUUGCUAACGUGUGUCAGAUAUGACCUGCGUCUCAUAUGUAAGGCACAUCUGAUAUCAUAAGCUUAUGAUAAUCUAAUCCUUGUUCUAUAGGCCGGUUUCGUCUUGUAUUGUGCCCUGAUGACAACUGUUAUGCACAACUAUGGUGGAGUUCAUGAGUGGGAUUUGACAGUAUCUGAGGUUCAAGAUGUUGUGUUUGUAUGUCGUCCGGAAGCUCCACUAAAAUCUGCUUAGGUCGCUAAUACUAUUUAGUGGUUUAACGUCACUUCAAUCGAAUACGGAAUAGAGAUUUUGUUCACUAAGUUGACAAUUCUCACCAUAUAUCGACGGGUUUUUGUUCCACAUCGCUGGAGCAAGUUUGAUAUGGUCCUUCGGUUGUUUGAAGGAAUACUAAUUCUGUUCUACUUUGCCAUAUCUGUGGUCAAGAUAUUCGAAUGUACACCACGGGCUCGAAUCUGGAACAAAUCUCUACCCGGAACAUGCGUGGAUGUGUCGAAACUGCUCAAUACCAGCGGCCUCUUCAACUUUACGACAGAUGUGCUCAUACUGUUGAUACCUGUGAAGUCUGUCUGGAAUCUUCAAAUGAAGAAAAAACGCAAAUUGUCCGUCGUUUUGAUCUUCACUUUUGGUAUGAUGUAAGUACCACGCUCUCAAAGUUUUAUCCAUCAUACUAAUAUGGAAUUAGCGCUCCAGUAUUUAGCAUGGUGGGAUUUCUUGUGCGUGAGGAUAUUAGCAAGAGUCCUGACGUGACAUAUAACCAGCCUUUAGUUCUUUUGUGGGGGUAAAUAAGUAUACAAUAUUGGUUUAUGUAUGACAGUACUAAUAUCAUGUAUAAGGACGGCCGAAGUAUCCACCGGCUUCAUUUGUGUAUGCCUCCCUCCACUUACGAUACUGUUCCACAAACAAGAACCACGAGGUCCCUCCCAAAGUAUUCUUCAUGGCGAGUCAAAUGGUGUCGGCGGUUCUGGGCAGCAGAAAACCAAACGCAAACCGAAAUUUCGCUCAGAUAACGACACUGACCUGUUAACUGGGCAAUAUAUAGAACUUGAAGAAGCGAGUAGCUACACUUUGGGUGUAGAAAAGCCUAACCCUACAUACAAGAUUGGCGUUAGCGGCGGAGCGACAUCAUCGGAGCAGAGCAGAGAGGAGAUCAACACGUCUGGGAAUGCUCAGGACAUUAUCAAAACGGUUAAAAUACACCAAUCAUUCACUUAGUCUGGCUCUUUGCUUCGGUAAAGUGUGCCAGAAGCAGAAGAACAACCCGGUGUACUUACCUUGUACAUGUGAGAAUGGGAUGAAUCAAUCUAAAGGAAGAUUAGGACAUCAAAUAUCGGCGGAAACGAUGUACCACUAUGGAAGCCCAGUAACAAUCUUCAAUUUUAUCAUUGGGGGCUUCAAGUCGGGGACUUGUUAAUUAUUUUUCAUGUUCCUUAGUUGUUGGUCGAUAGUGACAGCGUCGAUGCAGGUUGUAACUGAACCUUUCGAAUCUCUUUUCGUCGGGAUUUAACGUUUACUUGGUCCGAAUUUCCUUUGGGGGCAAGAAUUUCGUGAGAACUGGAAUGAUAUCAGCUCCUUACUAAGUUUAUAGUUCGUCAAUAGAUAUGCAGCAAAUAGAUGUGCAACAUUUGAUAUUUAGCACAAGGGAUGGAGGUGUGGAGAUGAUAAUCCUCGGCUCCUCAUUAAAUCCCCCGAGAAAUU